This is a messenger RNA of Sitodiplosis mosellana (orange wheat blossom midge), 3966 nucleotides long. RefSeq names its product phosphatidylinositol-binding clathrin assembly protein LAP (gene lap). The record is from RefSeq and is a predicted model, not a curated record. Gene Ontology annotation, cellular component: extrinsic component of presynaptic endocytic zone membrane; clathrin-coated vesicle; clathrin-coated pit. NCBI's taxonomy places the organism in Eukaryota, Metazoa, Arthropoda, Insecta, Diptera, Cecidomyiidae. Gene Ontology annotation, molecular function: SNARE binding; 1-phosphatidylinositol binding; clathrin heavy chain binding. The transcript has 14 exons. The coding region runs from base 1300 to 3300 and encodes 666 amino acids. Gene Ontology annotation, biological process: clathrin coat assembly; synaptic vesicle budding from presynaptic endocytic zone membrane; clathrin-dependent endocytosis.
UUUUUUUCUCCAUCACGUUGAAUGCACAAAUUAAUUUGCAUUUCAUUGAAUCACCAAGCGGAAUCUAAAUGAAAAGGAAAAAAAACUGGUUUUCAGUCGAAAAAAAAAACGAUUUGGAUCUUGCCGAAAAGGUUUCCGCUUUGCCAUUUAAAAAAAAUACGCAACACUCGCUAGAUUUACGAAUACAAGUGAAAUGUGUGACUGAAAAGGCGAUAAAAUAGGCUAAAUGGUAGAGAGAUACAUACAAACACAUAGUACGUGAAAAAGAUGCCAAUCGAGUACAAUCCGACCUACGGCUCAGUGGUGUUGUUGCAUGAGAACCAUUUUUGAUUCCAUCAAACAUUGAACGAAUUAAAAAAAAAAAAAUUCUUUUUAUACGGCAAAAGGAAAGGAAAUCGAUGUAAUUUAUUUUUUUAAAAAAUAAUUCUAUAGUCUUCGUCUAGUAUAAGAAGUGUCCCGUUUAUUUAUUGUCGAAGUAAGAGUGGAAAAAAGUCAGGCGAAAAAAAGCAAGAGAAUUUGUGUGUGAUAUCAGUAUGGUGUAUUGAUUGUUUGCGUAAAGAAAAGAUACUUGCGCUGCUGUCAUUUGGCAUCAAAUUCAUUUUCAUAUUUCAAUCUAUGGGCAACGAGGCCAGUGUUCUCGGCUGCGGUAAAAUAAAAAAUUAAGUUGUAAAAAAAUUUAAAAUUUUCUUUUUUGUCACUGAUAAAACGUGUGUGCGUGUGUGUGUGGCAAAGCGACACCGAUUCCGUAUAAUGUGAGCGAAAUAGAAUUAAUGGCAUUAGUCACGAAGAGCUGUAAGAAGUGUGUGUAUUACAAAAAUCGAUUAUUCACCAUACGCAUGAAGUGAAUUUUGUGUGUCCUGUGCAUAGUGUUUGUACAACGAUUUACGAGUAAAUUGAGUGUCGUGAAGAAACAUUCCAACCAAGAAAAACAACAACAACUACCAGAAUCAUUCAAAGAUAAAAGAUCUAUACAACGACAAUAAAAAAAAGAAGAAGAAAAGAAAGCACGAAAAAAUCAAAUACAAAUAGAAGCGUGUGCUUCGUCUCCAAUAACAUAUUUUAAUCGGUCAAAGCCACUUUCGUGUCGUUGUCAUUCUGUUAAGUUCGAUACAUAACAAAAAUCACGGCGCGCAAAACACUUGAUCAAAUAAAAAAAAGCGAACAAGAUUCAUUGAAAUUAAUAGAAGUUAAUUUCAAAACUGUGUAAAAAAACCCCAUUACACAAACGUAUUUAAGUGAAACAUACAAACCGUUUGAAAAUAUUACGAGGCAGAAAGAGACAAAGAGAUAGAAAUUAAAAUGAUGGCUGGUCAAACAAUAAACGAUCGACUUUUAGCGGCCCGUCACAGUUUAGCUGGUCAAGGACUUGCUAAAUCAGUAUGCAAGGCGACUACAGAAGAAAUGAUUGCACCGAAAAAGAAACAUUUAGAUUAUUUAGUGCACUGUACAAAUGAACCAAAUGUAUCAAUACCACAGUUGGCCAACUUGUUGGUGGAACGAACACAAAAUGCAAAUUGGGUGGUUGUAUACAAAUCAUUACUCACCGUACAUCAUCUACUAGCAUAUGGAAAUGAGAGAUUUAUGCAAUACCUAGCGUCAAGUAAUUCCACGUUUAAUUUAAGCAAUUUUCUGGAUAAAGGUGGCGUCCAAGGCACCGUCGGUGCAAGGAUUGGCUAUGAUAUGUCGCCGUUCAUACGACGCUAUGCGAAAUACCUGAACGAUAAGGCAUUGUCAUAUCGCACCGUGGCAUUUGACUUUUGCAAAGUGAAGCGUGGAAAGGAGGAGGGUUCAUUGCGUACAAUGAACGCUGAUAAAUUGCUGAAAACAUUACCAGUACUGCAGUCCCAAUUGGACGGUCUGCUUGAGUUCGACUGCCAAGCAAAUGAUCUCUCUAACGGUGUGAUAAACAUGUGCUUCAUGCUACUGUUUCGUGACUUGAUCCGUUUGUUUGCAUGCUACAAUGAUGGAAUCAUUAAUUUGCUGGAGAAAUACUUUGAUAUGAACAAGAAGCAGUGUAAAGACGCUCUGGACUUGUAUAAGCGUUUCUUGGUGCGAAUGGAUCGUGUCGGCGAAUUUCUCAAAGUUGCCGAGAAUGUUGGCAUCGAUAAGGGAGAUAUUCCAGAUUUGACCAAGGCUCCAAGCUCAUUACUCGAUGCUCUUGAAGGACAUCUUGCUACAUUGGAAGGUCGAAAAACUUCAGCUGCAAACACACCAACACAAUCGUCAAGCUCUGGGUUUGGUGCUUCAGGAGCUCGUGGGGAUCAAUAUGCAAAUGGUAUCGAUGAAUCAAUCAAACAACAAGCUCUUGCCGAAGAAGAAGCCGCCAUGAACCAAUACAGACAAACAAAAUCAUCGCCAACUGGAGGUGCAUCGGCUGCAGCAAAUAACCCAUUUUUGUCGUCACCAACAACCUCAGGAAAUAUUGUUGAUUUGUUUGGCCCAACAGCAGCUUCCGCCCAGCCACCAAAUUCGAAGGCAUCCGAUGAUCUGCUGCAAUUGGGAAAUCCGUUUGCAGAUAUGUUUGGUAGUCCUGCUCCUGCUGCGCAGCCGCUAGUUGCUCCUGCAUCACAAUCCAACGCAUUCGUUUCGGACAGUAAUUUCUCGUCAGUGUUCGGUGCCACUGAACCAGUUGAAGCGACAUUAGCGAAUCCAUUCCUUACGGAAACAAUUGCUCCAGCAGGUUUUGACGCAUUGGGUGAUGUUUUGAAACCAGCUUCUGCUUUGACAGCGACAACAACAAACGGAAGUAUAACAAAUCCAACGGGAAAUGUUCUCGGUUCUGUUUCGUCAACAGGUCAACAACCGGCUGGUGGCCAGCAACAAGCCGCUCAGGCGAAUCCAACGGGAAAAGUACUUACAGGCGAUUUGGAUAGCUCGUUGGCAUCGCUGGCCGAAAAUCUAACGAUGAACAAAGGUCAAUGGAAUUCGCCUAAGAAUUCGGCUAAACCUGGUUCAACCGGAUGGUCUCCACAGCCAAUGGCCGCUACAACUGGUGCUAACUAUCGUCCAAUGGCGCAAGGUACUGUAAGUCCAGCUCCAAGCACUGUACAUUAUCCAUUUGUACAUGCUUCCUAUUCUGCAAUGACACAAUACUUACAGCAAGGGAUGCCAAUUCGUCAACCAAUGAUGGCCGGAACGCAGCCGGGAAUGAUGCCAAUGGGCAUGGGUAUGGUUCUGCCAACGAAUGCCAACGCUACUCAACAACAAUUCAUCAUUCCACAACAAACGAGUGCAGUUUCGACUGACCAUCAAAAUGGUAAAGCCAAUAAUGUGCAACUGGACCCAUUUGGAGCAUUUUAAGAACAAACGGUUCGAACAAAAAUUUAGAAGAAAAAAAAAGAUCAAACAAUCCGAAAAUGGCAUCGAGUAUAAAAAAAAAACAAACAAACAAACAAAUUACAUAGAUUCUAUUCUACUAUAAUAUAUGUAUAAAAAGAAAAGAGGAAUUCUGAUGAUUAUUUACAAAGAAAGAUAAAAAAAAUCUAUUCAUACAGUUCUUGAUAUAGGACAGAGAUAACAGAAAAAAAUUUGUAGAGUAUAUAUAUAUACAUUAAAAUAAAUAUAUAUUUAAAUAUCGAUUUAUGUUUAAAGUAUUAUGCAUGGAAGCCGCAGCGCAUCGAGGCUCAACAAACAUUGAACACCUCGCCGGCAAGUCGCUUAGUUGAAAUCAUAUUAUGAUAUAAAGUUUGCAAAUAGCAUCAUUUCCGAUAUAAAAUCGUUACUUUGAGAACACAAACACACACACAGAGAAAGCAUAAAAGAUGAACAAAUACUAAUGGAGAGUAAAUAGUAAUUUCCGGCAGCAGCAGAAGCAGAAAUAUAGUUGAUGAUUUGUUUAUUUCAUUUUAAGAUCGUUUCAAAUUUGCAUCAAAUACAUAUUAUGCCAGUACACUGACUGCAACAGCAGAUCAGCGUCCAAUUCAACUUAAAUAAAAACAAAAUGAAGACAAAAUCUAUUUAUCUAAA